Messenger RNA from Rosa rugosa (rugosa rose), 447 nucleotides. RefSeq names its product F-box protein SKIP19-like. The record is from RefSeq and is a predicted model, not a curated record. Bases 1 to 447 code for a protein of 148 amino acids. The transcript has 2 exons. NCBI's taxonomy places the organism in Eukaryota, Viridiplantae, Streptophyta, Magnoliopsida, Rosales, Rosaceae.
AUGACGUGGCGAAGAAUCUGCAAGGACAACUCUCUGGUUUGGCAAUCCAUCUACAUCCACGAUGAACAUUACAUCGACAUGAGCUAUUUGGACAAGAUCUGCCGACACGUCAUUGAUCUUAGCUCUGGUAAUCUUGUGGAUAUCAGUAUUGAGUACAUCGGCACCGAUCAACUCCUCAAGUACAUGGCUGAGAGCUCAAGCGGAAUCAAACGCCUCCGAUUCGUGAAUUGCACUAGCUUAACAGACGAGGGAUUCAGCGAAGUGGCUUCGAAACUUCCCUUGCUGGAAGACCUUGACAUUUCGAAAUGUGAUAACAUCUCAUCUAAAUCUCUACAGGUGGUUACGUGCUCAUUCCCUCUUUUGAAGUCGUGCAAAUUGAAUUCACUCAAACUCAAUAUAUCAAGUGAAAGCAGGUGGCUUUGUAAGGUGGAUUAUUGUCAUGGAUAA